This is a messenger RNA of Alexandromys fortis (reed vole), 2644 nucleotides long. It is a transcript of the gene Matcap1, whose product is annotated as microtubule associated tyrosine carboxypeptidase 1. The record is from RefSeq and is a predicted model, not a curated record. The transcript has 7 exons. Lineage: Eukaryota; Metazoa; Chordata; Mammalia; Rodentia; Cricetidae. Bases 212 to 1618 code for a protein of 468 amino acids.
UCGCGCUACCGCGGAAACUGGAGUGAAUCUGCGCAUCUUCGUGUGAGCGUGCGCGCGCCCGAGUGCGUGCGUCUUUGGCGCCGGCUCCCAGAGUCUCGGAGGCCCGCGAUCGGCUUUGAAGAGCAGGACUUGCGGACAGCAAAAGAGGCGCGAGCAGAGGUCAACAGUGGGAAUUUGGAACAGCUGAGCUGGAUGAAACCCUCAGGACAGAAUGGUGCUGGAUUCAGGGGCUCAGGUGUAUGAGCGGGCACCCCCCAGCCCACCUGCCAGUCCCCCAUCUCAGCGCCCUAGGUUGAAGCCCUCAAAUCGAAAUGGGCCACCCCUGUACCCCUGGCCGCAGUCCCUGUCUAUGCCUUUGGCUCUGGCGGUUCCCUCAGCACUACAGUCCCAGCCUAUGUGGCAGACCUUCUCAAAGCUGCAUUUGGGACAGCGCAGCCACAUGCGUCGCAGUGAGAGCACCUACAGUGUAAAUAGCACUGGCCAGCGGGGGCGAGGCAAAGCUCCGCUUGGACGGGGAUGUGAUCCAGGUGGAGGGACCCUACGGCCUGCAGCCUCCUUGCCUCACAUUGCUAAGACUCGAAAGGAGGUGGGCAAUGGUAGCAACAAGAGCCCCUGCAUGUUAGUGGCCCUGCGGCCAACCAACAUGGACCAGGAACGGGAGAAAUUCUUCCAGUCCCAUUACACGUACAAUCCGCAGUUCGAGUACCAGGAACCGAUGCCAAUGAGUGUGCUGGAGAAGUACCAGGAGGCCUCUGGACAGUUCAUCCAUCAGGCUGUUGGCAUCAUUGAGGCGGUCCUGGAGAAGUUUGGCACUUAUGAACACUUUGAGGCUGCCACAGGGGGCCAGCUGCUGACCAAGUGCCAAAUUUGGUCCAUUGUGCGAAAAUACAUGCAGAAGGAGGGCUGCGUCGGGGAGGUUGUGGUGCACCUAAGCGAGGACCUGUUGUCCCAGGCAGUCAUGAUGGUGGAGAACAGCCGGCCCACACUGGCCAUCAACUUGACUGGAGCCCGCCAGUAUUGGCUGGAAGGCAUGCUGCGGCACGAGAUAGGUACCCACUACCUGCGCGGUGUGAACAAUGCGCGGCAACCGUGGCACAGCACCGAAGGCAGACUGCAGUAUGGACUGCGGCCAGCUAACCCCACCGAGGAGGGCCUGGCCAGCCUGCACAGUGUGCUGUUCCGAAAGCAGCCGUUCCUGUGGCGAGCGGCCCUGCUCUACUACACCAUUUACCAGGCCGCAAACAUGUCCUUCCGCCAGCUCUUCCAGGAUCUGGCGCAGUAUGUGCAGGAUGAGGCAGUACGCUGGGAGUACUGCGUCCGAGCCAAGCGAGGACAGAUGGAUACCUCCCAGCCAGGCUGCUUCAGCAAGGACCAAGUGUACCUGGAUGGCAUUGUGCGCAUCUUGCGGCACCGGCAGACCAUCGAUUUCCCACUGCUGACCUCGCUGGGCAAGGUCUCCUAUGAAGAUGUGGACCAACUGAAGCCCCAUGGAAUACUAGAUAAUACCCGAGUACCCCACUUUAUGAAGGACUUGGGACGCUACCGGCAGCAACUGGAACACAUCAUGGCUACCAACCGGCUGGAUGAAGAGGAGCUGGGCCGCCUGCUGCCUGACUGAUGUUGGUUAAGGGUUACAGACAGAAGAUCUUGACAGAGGUCUCAGAUCAAGAAUACGAAGCUUUUUAUGAUUCCAUAGCCUAGGUGUUUCUUGCGGGGCACUGGGAGGCCAGGAGCAUCUUGGGAAGAUGAGAGGCAAUGUCAGAAGGCUUUUUUUUUUUUUUUGUCCUUGCUAGUCUUCCUGGGGCCUGUGAACUAGCAGCAGUAUGUCCCAUAAACUCCUGAGUAGGAGAGACCUGGGGAUAGGAGGGACAUUGAGUGUGAAUAGGAAUGGGGGUUGGUUUGGGAAUAGAAACUUGUUCCUGCAUGAGACGGCUUUGGGUGUCUGGUACCAGUCUUUCCCUUCCCCUACCUGGCCUAUCGGUGCUCUUCUGCAUUCAUACUGUCUACCUCUCACUGGGUCUAGUGGCAGUUGGGACCCCUCUGAGGUGACGUGCCUGAGCAUAGGGUCCUGUCUUUCAUUCAGGCUCAGAGACCCAGCUGGGCUGGAGCUUGCUUUUCAGCAUUUUGUCUCUCUCACCGGUCAUGUAGUAUUCCAUAUUUGCCUCCAUGCCAACGUGCGUUAUUCAUGCCUCCAGCUGGGGCUGGGGGGCAGCAGCUCCUAAAGUUCAGUGGAGGGGACAGGGUACUUUGAAAAGGUACCAUCUGUUCCCAGGCCCUCUCUGAUCACACACAGACACACUGGACGCCAGGUCUUGUGAGUCCAGCACCUGGCCCCACCCUCAGCCCCCAUGCUAGCCCCGGUUGUGCCUGUUUCUGACCACACCCUCACAGCUGGUCUCUGGCAGUGGUUGGUACAGGCUGGGGACAGCCAGUCAAACCUGCAGGUCAGGCCUAUAGGAUUUGUCCUCUCCGGUUUUGAGCCGGUCUUGGGCCCGGGGAAGGACAGAGCUGAUGCCUUGGUUUUCACUUUGGAUUCAGCCGUGAGAGACUGAGCCAGUAUCGUCCCUACCCUGGCCUUUUCUUUUUCUCAUCUGUGAUGCUGGGGCGUUCUUGUUCAUUGACUUAAUAGAUAUGUCCAGAGCUC